CCGGUGGCAAUGGCAGACCUUUAGUCGGGCCUAUAAGAAGGAGGGGGAGCUCCGGGCCUUUGAGGUCGUGCCCCGGUCGUCGUCCCAAGUUGGGUUGUCGUCUUCUUCCUCAGACACACUGAUCAGAGGACCAACACCGAGACCGAGACCAACCUGAGAUUGAACACAAUGGAGACCUUCCUAUUCACUUCCGAGUCCGUGAACGAGGGCCACCCCGACAAGCUCUGCGACCAAAUCUCAGAUGCGGUCCUCGAUGCCUGCCUCGCUCAGGACCCUGACAGCAAGGUUGCGUGCGAGACCUGUACUAAGACCAACAUGGUCAUGGUGUUUGGGGAGAUCACCACCAAGGCCAACGCAGACUAUGAGAAGAUUGUUCGCGACACGUGCCGUGAGAUCGGGUUUGUGUCUGAUGAUGUGGGCCUCGAUGCCGACAAGUGCAAGGUCCUCGUCAACAUCGAGCAGCAGAGCCCUGACAUUGCACAGGGUGUCCAUGGCCACCUCACCAAGCGGCCGGAGGAGAUAGGUGCUGGCGAUCAGGGCCACAUGUUUGGGUAUGCAACUGAUGAGACCCCUGAGUUGAUGCCUCUGAGCCACGUGCUGGCGACUAAGCUCGGGGCCCGCCUCACUGAGGUCAGGAAGAGCGGGACGUGCCCUUGGCUCAGACCCGAUGGGAAGACCCAGGUCACCGUGGAGUAUUAUAAUGAUAAUGGGGCCAUGGUCCCUGUCCGGGUGCACACUGUACUCAUCUCAACCCAACACGAUGAGACUGUCACGAACGAUGAGAUUGCUGCUGAUCUCAAGGAACACGUGAUCAAGCCCGUCAUCCCCGAGAAGUACUUGGAUGAGAAGACCAUCUUCCACCUCAACCCGUCAGGCCGGUUCGUUAUUGGGGGACCCCAUGGCGAUGCAGGUCUCACUGGCCGUAAGAUCAUUAUUGACACUUAUGGUGGAUGGGGAGCCCACGGAGGCGGGGCAUUCUCCGGUAAGGACCCAACUAAAGUCGACCGAAGUGGGGCCUACAUAGUCAGGCAGGCCGCCAAGAGUAUUGUCGCGAGUGGGCUUGCCCGGAGGUGCAUCGUGCAGGUCUCCUAUGCCAUUGGAGUGCCCGAGCCUCUGUCUGUAUUCGUGGACACUUACGGGACCGGGAAGAUUCCUGACAAGGAAAUCCUCAAGAUUGUCAUGGAGAACUUCGACUUCAGGCCGGGAAUGAUCGCUAUAAACCUUGAUCUCAAGAGAGGCGGGAACAGCAGGUUCCUCAAAACUGCUGCUUACGGGCAUUUCGGAAGGGACGACCCGGACUUCACCUGGGAGGUCGUGAAGCCGCUCAAGUCAGACAAGCCUCAAGCUUAACAGACGAAAGAGCCCCGAGUAAUCAGUCCCGUGCUCUCUGCUGUUCGAUUGGAUGCUUGCUUUACUAAAGUAGCGGACGGAUAAUCUACUCGCUUUGCUUGCAGCUGAAGCCAGUCCUAUCCGAAUGAUCGUCUCAUACAUACGCAAUACGUCGUGCCCUGUGCUGUUUUAUGUUUCGUUCUUUUACCUUUUCCAUAUCAAAUGUUUGAUGUUGUCCUGCUCCCAAUAUAAGGGCAUUCUGGUAUGUGAUGGGAAUUUUCCAUAAAUCAAUGAUAUCAAAUUCGAUCGCUUAUAUUAUGAA
Messenger RNA from Punica granatum (pomegranate), 1651 nucleotides. The record is from RefSeq and is a predicted model, not a curated record. NCBI's taxonomy places the organism in Eukaryota, Viridiplantae, Streptophyta, Magnoliopsida, Myrtales, Lythraceae.